Molecule: messenger RNA, 3523 nt
Organism: Pseudonaja textilis
Lineage: Eukaryota; Metazoa; Chordata; Lepidosauria; Squamata; Elapidae
Gene: OTOP3
Product: otopetrin 3
Biological process (GO): proton transmembrane transport
Cellular component (GO): membrane
Molecular function (GO): proton channel activity
Source: RefSeq, a predicted model, not a curated record
AUUAACCAGUCUGUCUAAUUCUUUCUCACCCCACACCCUUCCAAUUCCAGUUCAAAACAUUCAGUGAUCAAUCAGUAUUGUUUCAACCACUUCAACUUUACUAUUCCCUCUUGGUUUUCUCCCUAUAACACACAUCUCUUCCCCAUCUUAAAAAAAUAUUAGAAUGUUUGUGUUCUCCAUGUUUGCAUUCCUCCUUUCCAUUCCAAACUACUAUUGACAUGGCAGCUGUUUUGUAUCCGGCCCUUUUUAUGUAAAAAUGUUGUGGUAACAGAAAAAAGGACCUGGAAGGCAGAACUGUCACCUCUAAUGAGACGACAUCAGAGACCACAUGAAAUGAUUCAAAUGAUUCAUACUGAUUCAAUGCUGCUUCUGCAGCAAAAGACAGAAAUGAUCCUCAUUGGAGAAUAGAUCAAGAUAUUAUACCAGGAAUUACUAAAAUGUUCAGUAUGUAUUUAUUAUCUAGCUAGCCAACUAUGUAGAUACAAUGCCAUCUUUUCAAUGAAACACCUAUUUGUUUUAAUUAAACAAAUUUACAUAUAUCCCACCUCCCAAAAAAUUGAUGAAGGAUCCUCACCAGUAGCAAGAGAGGUCCACUGAUGCCAUGUUGAGUAUUCAGGACCUACACCUAAGUCUUCAGUAAUCUUAACUUUGUUUAAUACCAUAGAUUUUAAAAAAUCCAGCAGCAGUUAAUCAAGGAAUUGUGAUGGACAGCAAAAAGAUAAUGGGGGAGGAACACCAACUUCAAGAAGCUGGAAAUGAAUCGGUGACUACACAACCAGAGUCAUGGAAGAUCCAUUAUGAGAAGUCAUGGCUCCACCAAAAUUGCUCUUCAUUGUUACACUGUGACAAGCAGGCCCAGAAAACUGGGCAGCUCUUCUCUGGACUUCUAGCCAUGAAUGUAGUGUUUCUUGGCAGUGCAUUCAUAUGUAGUAUGAUUUUCAACAAAGUAGCCAUUACCAUGAGAGAAGUCUCGAUUUUCCUAUGCAUCCUCAAGAUCCUAUCCUUGAGCUGGAUAACAUAUUAUGUAUUGUUCACUAGAAGGAAACCAUCUGCCAUCUUGUAUCAGGAUGCCCAUGCAGGGGCUAUUUGGAUUAGAGGGUCUUUAAUAUUGUUCGGAGCAUGCAGCGUUGCCUUGCCUAGUUUCCUGAUUGGGUAUGACCUUGUCCAUAUUCAGAGCAAAUCGCAAAUGGAAAUCUUGUUCCCAUCCAUAGAAAUACUCUUCAUCUGCAUUCAGACCUACUUUAUAUGGUGUCAUGCGAAAGACUGUAUCCAGGUUCAGCACAACCUCACCAGGUGUGGGCUAAUGCUGACCUUGGCCACUAAUCUCCUGCUAUGGUUUUUAGCAGUGACCAAUGAUACAGUUCACAGACAAAUUGAAUCAGAAUUUAACCAGUCUCUGCAAAAAGAUGAAGGUAAUAUGACGUAUUCCUGCAAGGACUCAAACGCGACCAUCUGCAAAAUCUUCCAAAAAGGAUAUAUUUUGUUAUACCCCUUCAACACAGAAUAUUGUUUGAUCUGUUGCGCCAUGCUCUAUGUCAUGUGGAAGAAUGUGGGCCGGCGCAUAACUCAGAACCACACCUCUGGAACCCAGCCUAGAUUCAAACUCCAUGGCAUCAUUUGGGGACCUUUGCUUGGUAUCGCUGCAAUAAUUAUAGGUAUUUGCAUUUUCAUGAUCUAUCAAAUUCAAGUUACCAGUUCUUUCCCUAGUCGUAUGUCAUUCAUACUUUAUUAUUCCUACUACAUUUGUUUAUUGCCUGUAAUGACUGUGGGGGCUUUGGUUGGAACUGUUAUCCAUGCCUUAGAAGAAAGAGAGAUGGAUACUCUGAAAAAUCCAACCAGAAGCCUUGAUGUCAUCUUGCUCAUGGGAACAGCCUUAGGCCAAAUUGCCAUCUCAUAUUUUUCCAUUGUAGCCAUUGUGGCCAGCCAUCCAAUAAGCAUGUUGAACAGUAUCAUUUUAGCCUAUUCAAUAAGCCUCAUCAUUCAAUACAUUUCCCAGAAUAUCUUCAUCAUUGAGGGGCUUCACAGGCAACCACUACUGAUGAGUGAGGACUCUCAACUUGCUGCACAUUCCACCCAAGGGCCUCCCUCCACCCAAAUUCUGCCUAAUGAAGAUAGGGUUCUGUCUCAUCUCUGUGAAGAGCCUGCCCCAUCCCCUGCCAAUCAGGAGACAAGCAAAAGUGAAAGAGAGAAAUGUGAAGGCAGCUCCCCAAACAUGGAUAACCUAGAGACAAGACAGGAAAAUCAGAGUGUUUCGUGGACUUACAUCAAGGCCUACAGGCAUCUGAACUGGAAAAGAAGAGCUCUGAAGGAGAUCUCCAGCUUCCUGAUCAUGUGCAAUAUCAUUCUGUGGAUUAUGCCAUCAUUUGGAGCACAUCCAGAGUUUGAGAAUGGAAUAGAGAAGUCAUUUUAUGGCUACUCCACCUGGUUUGCCAUUGUCAACUUUGGGCUUCCAUUGGGUGUGUUCUACAGAAUGCAUUCUGUUGGAGAUCUUCUGGAGGUGUAUCGCUCUGCCUGAAGCAAAUCUAAGUUUUCUCAUAUUGCUGUUUUUAUUCUGCUAGAAAUGCAAUGACGAAAAGUGCAUUUUACGACCAGUAAUAAAAUGAGUAAAAUUAUGAAAAUUUCACAUUAGAGAAAUUUGUGAUAUCAUCUUGAAUAAUAUUUUAAUCAGAAAGAAUAAUCUGAUCUUUUCAGUAAGUAGUCCAUUAACCACUGAAAGGUCAUUUCUCCAUAAUAGCUCUUAAUAGGAUUGACUUGUUCUGUACACAUUACUUAGAAAACCUAAUUACAGUGAUGCUGAACAAUUAUUAACCUUAAGAAUAUAUGACUAAUGUCAAGUUUGAACGAGAGGUAAACUAGGUUUAGCAUGGCAAUCCCUUGGGUGAAACGGAAACUUUGUAUGACUGCAUCAAUCCUUGGAUGUGGCUGAAUCAUUGAGAAGAGUCUGAGAAAUGGAUCACUUUUAAGUGAAGGACAUUUCUAUCAAUGCCUUUUGAAAUGGCAUGAAAACAUCGCAGGGUGGCAUCUAUUUACAUCUAUAAUCAAAACAUAGAAGAUUGUAUCCGUCAUGCAUAUGUGACAAUACAAGGCCAUUCAAGAUAUGUUUGUGACAAUCAGUCUUAUAUUUUGCAUCAAUGGAGGAAAUAAAGCACAAAAAGAGAAAAUGUAAUAUUUAGAAAGACUGAAACAUAAUUUUGAUAUUAAGCAGAUAAUAAAAUGUCUCAGAAUGCUGAUAUACUUUGGAACAAUUGAAAUUUAAUAAUUUGAUUUUUGAUUAAAUGAUAAAAAGUGUGGAAAAGGACAAGGACCUCUUCUUAUAAAUCAACAAGCAACUUUGUUCAGGAUACUACACUAUGCCAGCAGACUCAUCUACACUUGGAUAAUUGUACCCUGCAUUGGACAGCCUUUCUCAGAUGAUCCCCACACACCAUGAUAAAAUGAUUGCUUCUUCCAAGGCUGCCUUGUUAGACCAGGAUCAUAAAAAUUUUAAGUUAAGAUAGAUCAGACAUAGUCCUGUUUUCAUUAU